This is a messenger RNA of Chironomus riparius, 690 nucleotides long. The record is from the annotation of a GenBank genome assembly. Lineage: Eukaryota; Metazoa; Arthropoda; Insecta; Diptera; Chironomidae.
AAUAGAUGGCAGGAAAAUCGUGUGUUGUUCAAAAAUCAGUAAUUUAAUUAAAUGGCAGGUAAUCAAUCAGCACAUCCAGACAUUGUAUGUCCUUAUAAUGCAGAAAGGUUUGGAAAUGUGAGAGAAGUAACAUCAUGCAUUAUUUCAGUCUCAUCAUGCAAACCAGGAUUUGGAGUUGAUCAACUAAGGGAUAAUUUAUUGGAUACUUAUUGGCAAUCAGAUGGUCAAUUACCACAUUUAAUCAACAUCCAGUUCCCUCAAAAAACCACAAUUAGUCAUGUGUACAUUUUUAGUGACUACAAACUUGAUGAAUCAUAUACGCCUGGGAAAAUAUCUAUUAGGCAAGGAACUCACUUUAAUGAUCUUAAUGAAAUAGAAGUGGUUACUCUUUGUGAGCCAUCUGGAUGGACAGUUAUUCCUAUUAAAACUAUUCGUGAUAAACCUGUAAGAACAUUCAUGCUACAAAUAGCUAUAAUAAGUAAUCACCAAAACGGACGUGAUACGCACAUGAGACAGAUUAAAAUUCAUUCUCCUGUAGAACAACCAAAGAAUCAGGCACUGGAUUAUGUCAAUGAAUAUUCUACAGUCGAAUUUCAACAAUUUGCUACAAUUCGAUAAGUUUGAUUCAUGCAGGUAUCACUGAUGUAUUAAUCUGUUUCCUAUCUUUAUUAAAUAAACUUCAAUUACACA